Messenger RNA from Felis catus (domestic cat), 4942 nucleotides. RefSeq names its product glycoprotein integral membrane 1 (gene GINM1). The record is from RefSeq and is a predicted model, not a curated record. The transcript is spliced from 9 exons. The coding region runs from base 89 to 1108 and encodes 339 amino acids. NCBI's taxonomy places the organism in Eukaryota, Metazoa, Chordata, Mammalia, Carnivora, Felidae.
CGCCCCCCAGUAGCCUCGCCCCGUCCCCGCCCUUCGGGCUGGCUCGGCCCUCAGCUCCCGGCUGUCCACCGCAGCUGGCCUGUCCAAGAUGGAGGGCUCUCCACCCGCGCCGUUUGCCCUCCGGCUGCUCCUGCUCGCGGCGCUGCCGGCCGCCGGGUGGCUGAUGACCGUUACCCAUGAGCUGCCCCUGCCGCCCCGAGCCCCGAAGGAGGAGUGGAUCUUUGAGCGUGGCAGGACCGGCCGCACCAGCAUCCCCUGGGAAACUGCUGGAAACGCACUAAUCCGAGGCUCUGGGGGUGAGGCCCAACAGUUUAAGGACAGCCUCAGAAUUAAUGUAACUACCCUGAAAGAUGAUGGGGCUGUAUCUACAGAACAGGUUAUUCUUAACAUAACCUACGAGAGUGGACAGGUAUAUGUAAAUGACUUGCCUGUCAAUAGUGGUGUAACCCGAAUAAGCUGUCAGACUUGGAUAGUGAAGAAUGAAAAUCUGGAAAAUUUGGAGGAAAAAGAAUAUUUUGGAAUUGUCAGUGUAAGGAUUUUAGUUCAUGAGUGGCCUAUGACGUCUGGUUCCAGUUUGCAACUAAUUGUCAUUCAAGAAGAGGUAGUAGAGAUCGAUGGAAAACAAGCUCAACAAAAGAAUGUUACUGAAAUUGAUAUUUUAGUUAAGAACCAGGGAAUACUCAGACAUUCAAGCUAUACCCUACCUUUGGAGGAAAGCAUGCUGUAUUCUCUUUCCCGAGACAGUGACAUUUUAUUUACCCUUCCUAACCUCUCCAAAAAAGUAGAAAGUGUUAGUUCAUUGCAGACCACCAGCCAGUAUCUUAUCAGGAAUGUGGAAACCACCGUAGAUGAAGAUGCUUUACCGGGCAAGUUACCUGAAACUCCUCUCAGGGCAGAGCCUCCAUCUACAUAUAAGGUGAUGUGUCAGUGGAUGGAGAAGUUCAGAAAAGAUCUGUGUAGAUUCUGGAGCAGUGUUUUUCCAGUGUUUUUUAUGUUUCUGAACGUCAUGGUGGUUGGAAUUCUAGGAGCAGCUGUGGUAAUAACCAUCUUAAAGGUGCUUUUCCCAGUUUGUGAAUACAAUAUCAAUCUAAAACGAUGUGGAUUUUAGAAGACUAGCAAGGUAUUUGGUGCGGCAUUGCUUGUAACAGCAAGCAGAAGAGGAAAGCUCCGAACCGUUUACCUGCGGGGGCUAAACUGACUACUGGUUUACACGCACAAUGGGAUUCUGUGCAGCUGAGAUGCGAAAAGUCCAAAAUCUAUUAGGUGGGGAAGAACAUUGCGUAACAGUAUGAUUUCAUUUGGGUAAAACAGAAGUAUUAUAUGUAUAUAAGUGCAUAGAACAUUUCUGGGAUGACAAAGUGAUCUCUAGUGAGUGGGAAUGAGAGCGGGGCAGAGAGACUGACUUUCACUUCUUCCCUUUCUGUACAGCUUGAUUUUUUUAACCUUAAGAAAUUAUUUUAUAAAUUUAAAAGUGAAUUUGUUGUUAGCAGUUUUACAAGUUAAACAGUCAGGGUCUCCUGGCUGGCUCAGUCGGUUGGAGCAUGCAACUCUUGAUUUUGAGGUGAGUUGGAGCCCCACGUUGGGGGGAAGAGUUUACUUAAAUAAAAAAAAGAAAGAAAGAAAAAUAAGUUAAAUAGUCAUUUUAGUCGUCUUAGUGGAAGUCAAUCUCAGUAGACUAGAGAUGACCACAAUUUUUGGCUUAAAUUAUAUUGUACUAUGUUGGAAAGCCCAUGGGAUUUACAGAAAAAAAGACCCAAUUUAAACAUUCACUUGUCCACUUGCUUGUCGUUAAGGUCUUCAAAGCUACCAUUUCUUUAUGUGUAACAUUGAACUAAUGCCUCCCUUAAGAGGGUUGCUAAAAGGCCAUAUUGCAAGCAAAGUGCCUGCAGAGUAAAGAAAUAUUAGUACCCCUCCCACCUUUUCAUUUGGUUUCCCUUGAAGAAUUCACAUUUCCCAUUUCUUUCUAAAACUGAAAAUUCUGGAACUUAGUAGUUUCUUUCUAUUCCUUUGACUGCCAGGAACCUCAGGACUUUUUUUGAAUUUUAUUAUGCAAACCUGCAUAGAAAACUGUGUUGCAGGGUUUUUUUUUAUUGUUCUUUUACCAAAUGUUUUGUUAUGGGCUUCUCUGUGGGAAAGACAAAAUGUAAAUUAAAAACCAGAUUUGCAGUAUACUGGGUUUUUUUUUUUAAGUUUAUUUAUUUGGAGAGAGAGAGAGAAUCCCAAGCACACUCUGCACUGUCAUCACAGAGCCUGACAUGGGGCUCGAACUCACCAAUGUGAGAUCAUUUCCUGAGCCAAAACCAAGGAGACACUCAACUGACUGAGCCGCCCAGGCACCCCUGAAGUGGACUUUUUAUCAAUGGCAGUUGUACUAAGGUAGUUUCUAGUAGUAAAAGAUUUCAUCAAUGCAGAAAUACAGAGAGCAGUUAAAAUACCUCUGCUUUUCCCUGUUCUUUAAUUCUUGUAACUAGGGGGAAUCAGUGUGCAUCUUUUAUCCAAAUUCUGUGUAUUGAUGUAAACAUAUGCUAAGGUAAUUAUAAUUGUUUAUUAUCUUAGACAGAGGUUCCUAAACUUUCUUAUUACAUAGCACUCUUAGUGUGCCAGUAACUUUUACCGGUGCCCCUAUCUAGGCCAGAAGAAAACUCUAAAAAUUUUUAUUUAAUUCUUAAUUUACAUACACACAUGUGCAUGUAUGUAAUUCUUAACUUACAUUUUCAAAUGGGAUGUAUGCGCCUGUAGGACGCUGCACAAAACUCUUAGACUGGACACUGCCACCCUAUUUCCUGUUCAACACUAGCUUUUGUACAGUAUUUGUUUUUUAUCAUAAUAACUGCCAAAGUCCCAACUGGGCAAAGAUCUGACGGCAUUGAAAGGACAGUGUAGUACAAUCUAAUGUUGGAACUGUGAACUCCCUCAAAAUGAAAUCGUGAAACUUAGUAAUAGUCUGCAGUGCCGCCCCAGCAUUCCCUUUGCAUCUGGGAACGUGGGCUUAAGGUCUUUUCCUGUCCACACUUAGAUAUGCUUCUUGAUUCUCCUUAUGGCUGCACAGUGUUUUACGUGUGGAUAUGCCAUAACUUAACCAUUCCUCCACUAGACCCUCCAGGAACUUCCAAGUUCAUGUUAUUUCCAGUAACGCCCUAGUGUACAUCUUAAAUGUACAUACAUCUCUUUGCACGUGUGUAUUGAAUGUAGAAUAGAUUCCUCAAAGUGAAUUUACUGGGUCAAAGAAUGUAUGUAUUUAAUAUCUUGCCAACACUUGACAGCAAUGUUUUGUUUUUGCCACUGGGGACAAAAAUAUAAUCUCAUUUUAAUUAAUUCGCACUUUCUUCUUACUAGCAUCCUUGCGAGCCCAGGUCUGGCCGAGUCUAGCAUCUCUGUGACAGCUGGCUGGCUCUUUCUCCUGUGACAUGCCUGUUCAUAGCCUUUGUCCAUUUUUCAGUUGUGUUGCCUUUUGUAAUCAUUAGUAUAUUGGAGCUCCUUUGUUUGUUAUACACACAUAGUAUCUUUUCCAUUUUUUUUUUUUUAAUCCCAGACUGCGAUUUGUCUUUUGCUGUCAAUUCUAGUAUCAUACAAGAAUUUUAAAUUUGGGGGCUCCUGGGUGGCUCAAUCAGUUAAGUGUCUGAUUCUUGAUCUCAGCUCAGGUCUUAAUCUCGGGGUCGUGAGCUGAAGCCCGAUCGGGCUCUGCCCUGGGUAUAAAGCCUCCUUAGAAAAAAAAGGAAAAGAAAAAAGUUUAAGUUUGGGGUUAGAGCAAAGUCCUUUGUGGCUUUUAAGGGUUUUAAAUUUUUCUUAAGUAGACCUUUUCCCUUCUUAAAAUUAUUUAAGUGUCAUCUUCAAACUCUUUUUACCAGCACUUGGGUACAGAUGAGGGCAGAAUUCUGAUUUUUUGUUUUCCAGAGAGGCUACUGUUCCAGCUGUAAUUUGCCCACUGAAUCGGAAUGUUACCUUAUUAUGAACUAAAUUCCUGCACAUAUUAGCCUUAUUUCUCCUGCUUUGUCAAGCACUGUGCCAGCGGCAGAGUUCUGAUUCCUAUACUGCAUUAAUAAAACCAGCAACCGUCUCUUCCCCCCGUUGUUCUUUUUAAAAAAAUUGUUACAACUAUUCUUGCAGUUUCUCCCUCAUGCUCAGCUUGAUGAGUUCCAUAAAUAACUUCAGUUGCCAUCUCAAUUAGGAUAACACUGAACUUGCAAAAGAGGUCUUGGAUACAAUCCAGAGAUCUCCUCCCUGGUCAGGUACUUUGGGGAAAAAAGGGAAAAUGCUGUCUAAAUAUCUAAGGUUGCAGGGCGUCUGGGUGGCUCAGUCGGUUGAGCGUCCGACUUCGGCUCAGGUCAUGAUCUUGCAGUUUGUGAGUUCAAGCCCUGCGUCGGGCUCUGUGCUGACGCCUCGGAGCCUGGAGCCUGCUUCGGAUUCUGUGUCUCCCUCUCUCUCUGCCCCUCCCCCACUCACACUCUGUCUCUCUCUCUUUCAAAAACAAAUAAACAUUAAAAAAUAAAUAUCUAUCUAUCUAUCUAAGGUUGCAUCCCAGUGGUGAGUACCAGUUAGAAAGCUGCUUGGGCCUGGUCUUUUAGACCAACUUGUGCAAAUCUGGGCUUCUGUCUGCCUUGGAGAUCUGUACUUACCCAGUCCUUUCCCUACUUACAGUGUAAGUAAGGAACUUCCUCUUACACCUUCUGUUCGCUCAGCUUGGUUAAAGCAAACUUUGGACUCAGAGCUUGUCCAACUAUUAUAAACUAAAUAAAAUGAAGCAAAAGCACUUAACCCCAGGGUAUAUAUUUCAUUAUAACCUUAAAGUAGGCCUUUCUUACUACCAAACUGUAGACGGGGAAAUGUUUAAUUUUGAUUUUUAUAUUUCAGAGGAAUUCUUCAAUUGGAUACAGCAAAUGUUAUACCUGUGACAGCUAUCAACUUAUUUCCAGAUGAUACUGAGAAAAGAGCAAAAAACCCU